CACCGCCAAUGAAUAAUAACUGGUGCACUCUUGCCAUCUGCAAGCUCCUUGGGACCCGUGCACCGUCAAGCUACCUGUGAAUGCUGGCUGUACCUAGCUAGCUUUUCAUGUGUCUAGCUUGCUAAUCUUGGCUCCCUGCUCUCGCAGUCCCCUUCGCCUGCCGCCUCGGCUACCCUGCGGGGUCUUCUUCUCCCACCUCCGCUCAGACAUUGAACCUGGUGUUGAAGUAAAUCGCGUACACAGCCAGAGCUCGCUUCGAAUCUUGGCUUCAAAUGACGGGGAGUCUAACGUCGGCGCUGGCCGAGUUGAGUCUAAACUCGCAGAGCCUUAGCGGACCGGCCUUUGACGCACGGCUCGCCGAAGAGGAGGCUGGUGUCUACAGGAAUUGCAAACCUCGACAAAGAGCUCAGCAGAAUGCCGCUGACCUUAAAGAGGAGCUGGAACGAGACUUUCUAACUCCUUCUUCCAAGUUUAGCCCUGAAUGGCUGAACCGUCUACAAAGGAAGUGGGACGUCUCAACGGAUUACACCGACCUAUUUGAAGUCGCAGGUACUCAAACACGUACUAUCGUCCGUUUCGAUCGUGAUGGCCUUGAAGGGCGUGUUACUGGUUACCAUGAAGUAACCGUGCCGGCCAUCAGUGCAAAUGCCAAAAAUUCGACGUCUCUCCUCCGCCGGCCAGCUGGUCGUGCAGAUUUUGUGAGGGGCGCGGCAGGAUUCUUUCCAUUCGCUCCAGGUGGACUGGAUGGUGUCGAAGCGAUUGCUGAGAUGGAAUCCGAGGCCCAGACGACAGAGCACUCUAGAACUGGCAAACAAUCGGGUCUCGAUCGGAUUAUCAACUUUGGUGCUGAAGGAGGCCUCUUGGAGAUUGCCCCUGGAUUUUCUCGUGGCUUGAAGUUCGAGGAAGCAAAGACCAAAGAGGUUGCAGAUGGAGACAAGGAGGUCGAGGACGCCUUACAACAGGAAGAGACCGAGCUACAUGUCGAGCAAGAUGAGACAGCCUCGGAUGCUGGAGGCGUCAAGAUCGAGGACGAAGCUGAGCUCAGCGAUGAGGAAGACAUUGACUCUUUGCUGCCUGUAGAAUUUCCAGCACUGGAACCCCACGCGCCGCUACUCGCAGGCGUCCAGCAAAGGAAAACCGGUAGGGAAUGGGCUCAUGUCGUUGAUGUCAACAAGGAAAUCACGAAUUUCCGUGACCUCGUCCCCGACAUGGCUCGGGAGUGGCCGUUCGAACUGGACACCUUCCAAAAAGAGGCUGUCUAUCAUCUCGAAUGCGGUGACUCUGUGUUCGUUGCUGCCCAUACGUCGGCUGGCAAAACUGUUGUCGCCGAAUAUGCCAUCUCUCUAGCCGCCAAACACAUGACCAAAGCUAUCUACACAUCUCCCAUCAAGGCUUUAAGCAAUCAAAAGUUCAGAGACUUUAGAACUGAGUUUGAUGAUGUUGGUAUCUUGACAGGCGAUGUUCAGAUCAAUCCGGAAGCAAGCUGCCUCAUCAUGACCACCGAGAUCUUACGAAGCAUGCUUUACAGAGGAGCUGACCUGAUCCGAGAUGUGGAGUUUGUGAUCUUCGAUGAAGUCCAUUAUGUUAACGACCUUGAAAGAGGCGUUGUUUGGGAAGAAGUCAUUAUCAUGCUUCCCGAACAUGUCACUUUGAUCCUCCUCUCCGCCACCGUUCCCAACACCUAUGAAUUUGCUUCUUGGGUUGGGCGCACAAAGAAGAAGGACAUCUACGUCAUCUCAACUGCCAAGAGACCCGUUCCGCUCGAACAUUAUCUCUGGGCCGGUAAAGGGAAGUACAAGGUUGUCGAUUCAAACAAACGGUUCCUCGAGAACGGUUGGAAAGAGGCCGACGAGAUCAUUUCUGGCAGAGACAAAGUAAAAGCUCAGAAGGCAGCCGAGGCCCAAGCCCAAUCGCAAGCGAGCAGAGGAGCUCCGCAGGGCCGAGGGCGUGGACAAGCUGGUGGACGAGGUGCCCCUCGUGGCGGCAACUCGCAACGGGGAGGAGCUCCUCGUGGCCGAGGCCAGCCCGCAAAUCGAGGCACCGGAAACAUUGCCCGUACAGGAAGAGGAGGCGGGCGGACUACAGCUGCGCAGGAUAAGACUGUCUGGGUGCAACUUGUCCAGCAUCUUCGCAAGGAGAAUCUGCUGCCCGGCUGUAUCUUUGUUUUCUCCAAGAAGAGAUGCGAGCAGAAUGCUGACUCACUGUCGAACCAAGACUUCUCCACUGCUUCAGAGAAGAGUCUGAUUCACAUGUUCAUUGAGAAAUCCCUUACAAGACUUAAGCCAGAGGAUCGGACCCUCCCACAGAUCCUUCGUCUUCGCGAAUUGUUGAGUAGAGGUAUCGCGGUCCAUCAUGGCGGUCUUCUGCCGAUAAUGAAAGAAAUCGUCGAGAUUCUGUUUGCCAAAUCGCUGGUCAAAGUCCUUUUUGCCACAGAAACAUUUGCUAUGGGGCUCAACCUGCCUACCCGCACGGUAGUCUUCUCCGGAUUUCGCAAACAUGAUGGCAAAGGCUUCCGAGACCUGCUACCUGGAGAAUAUACCCAAAUGGCUGGGCGUGCUGGACGUAGAGGCCUUGACACUGUUGGCUACGUCAUUAUCGUUAAUCCGGGCAGAGAUGAAGCCCCCCCGGCUGGUGCUUUGAGGAGAAUGAUUCUCGGUGAUCCGACCAAACUUCGGUCUCAAUUCAGGCUUACAUACAACAUGAUCUUGAACCUCCUGCGCGUGGAGGCUUUGAAGAUUGAAGAGAUGAUCAAGCGAAGCUUUAGUGAGAAUGCUACCCAGGCUCUGCUCCCGGAGCAUGAAAAGCAGGUACAGCUUUCAGAGGCCAGCUUGGCUAAAAUCAAACGAGAGCCUUGUGACAUAUGUGAUAUUGAUCUUGCGGCCUGCCAUGCCGCGGCUAUCAAGUAUGAGAAGCUCACCAGUGAGCUCCACGUUGGGUUGCUUUCGUCCCCUGUCGGGAAGCGCCUAUUUGUGCCAAAACGAUUGAUCGUCUACAGAAAGGAGGGCUUCCGAACUGCCGGUGUCAUAUUCCGCGAGGGUAUUGGAGGUGGCCAGGCGCCUAGCAUACAAGUUCUCGAGAUCGGAAGGAUAGGAAACAGACGCCACCCUAGCGAUAUUCUUCCCUUCCUCCCAAGAUUCAAGCAGCUCCUUCAAUCUUUGCCAACUCGUGCUGCCGAUAUGGCGCUAAAGACUUACAAAGUCCCACUUUUAGACCUCGAAUGCGUCACUAAUACGGUGGUCAAAUUGGGGGGGCCCAUAUGGUAUCUUAACAUCAAGAAGGAGGCAAUUAAGUUUGCAGACAAGGAACUAUCGAAAUACUGUACCUCAUGGACAAGUCCGGUUUGGGAUGAAAUGGAUUGGGCCCGAAUCAAAGAGUUACAAGUCAGGGAUAUACUCGAGAAGCGGCAGGCGCAGGCCUCUAUUGCCCAAUCCUGCAAAUGCCUGCAGUGCCCCAGCUUCUUGAAACACUUUGAAAUGCAACACGAUGAAUGGCAGGUCAAGGAGAACAUUUCUCAAUUGAAACAGCUAAUGUCCGACCAAAACCUCGCACUGCUGCCGGAUUAUGAGCAGCGUAUCCAGGUGCUGAAAGACCUGGGCUUCGUGGAUGAGCAGUCUCGCGUGCAGCUGAAAGGAAAGGUGGCAUGUGAGAUUCACUCGGCCGACGAGCUUGUUUUGACCGAGCUGAUUCUCGAGAACGUUCUGGCCGAAUAUGAGCCCGAAGAGAUUGUUGCAUUACUGUCUGCAUUUGUCUUCCAGGAGAAGACGGAAAACGUUCCCACCUUGACUCCUCGCCUCGAGAAGGGUAAGGAAGCCAUUGUGAGGAUAUCCGACCGGGUGAACGACUUCCAAAUUCAACACCAGGUGAUCCAAACAAGUGAGGACAGCAACGACUUCGCCAGCCAGCCACGGUUUGGUCUGGCCGAGGUUGUCUACGAAUGGGCGAAGGGAAUGUCAUUCAACCGCAUCACGGACCUCACCGAUGUGAUGGAAGGCACCAUUGUACGGACGAUCACUCGCUUAGAUGAGACCUGUCGCGAAGUGAAAAAUGCGGCCAAAUUAGUGGGCGACCCGACCUUGUAUACGAAGAUGCAACAGGCACAGGAGCUGAUCAAGAGGGAUGUGAUAUUUGCCGCGUCGUUGUACAUGUGAAGAGGGUAUAGAAGGUAGGGCAACUGGCCAGUGCUGGAUAAGUGGUGGUUCUGGGGAGAGCGGAAAGGACGAUCCCACGUGGGGAAUGAUUUUUUUUUCUUUUUAUCCUUUUAUUUUUGUUACUGUACCUUCUCUCUGUGCCUGAAACGGAUGGAUGGAGCACGCAUGUUAAGUAACUGACCCGCCUAUACUGGUUUCCAUCAAUAGACCAUCU
Molecule: messenger RNA, 4362 nt
Organism: Aspergillus sclerotioniger CBS 115572
Lineage: Eukaryota; Fungi; Ascomycota; Eurotiomycetes; Eurotiales; Aspergillaceae
Product: SKI complex RNA helicase subunit SKI2
Exons: 6
Coding region: 273-4148 (1291 amino acids)
Biological process (GO): nuclear-transcribed mRNA catabolic process, 3'-5' exonucleolytic nonsense-mediated decay
Cellular component (GO): Ski complex
Molecular function (GO): RNA binding; ATP binding; RNA helicase activity
Source: RefSeq, a predicted model, not a curated record